Molecule: messenger RNA, 1765 nt
Organism: Austrofundulus limnaeus
Lineage: Eukaryota; Metazoa; Chordata; Actinopteri; Cyprinodontiformes; Rivulidae
Gene: dld
Product: deltaD
Exons: 14
Coding region: 71-1597 (508 amino acids)
Biological process (GO): 2-oxoglutarate metabolic process; pyruvate metabolic process
Cellular component (GO): oxoglutarate dehydrogenase complex; mitochondrion
Molecular function (GO): flavin adenine dinucleotide binding; dihydrolipoyl dehydrogenase (NADH) activity
Source: RefSeq, a predicted model, not a curated record
CGCAGUGGCAGGAGUCCUUGGUUGGUCGGCUUCCUGUAGGUUACUGUCAGCCUUUAGGGACGGUGAUAAAAUGCAGAGCUGGACGCAGCUUUACCGCUCCGUGGCUUCGCGGAGCCACCAUCUCCCCUGCAAGCUGCACAGAGCUGCAGCUGUGUCUGUGAGGACCUACGCCAACAAAGCAGAAAUUGAUGCAGACGUCACAGUGGUGGGUUCUGGUCCAGGCGGGUAUGUAGCUGCCAUCAAAGCUGCACAGCUUGGCUUUAAGACAGUCUGUGUUGAGAAAAAUGAAACACUCGGUGGGACAUGUCUAAAUGUUGGCUGCAUCCCCUCAAAGGCUCUGCUCAACAAUUCUUACUUGUACCACAUGGCACACGGCAAGGACUUUGAAAGCAGAGGCAUCGAAAUUUCAGGAAUCUCACUGAACCUGGAGAAGAUGAUGGCUCAGAAAAGUGGGGCAGUCAAAGCUCUCACCGGAGGAAUUGCACAUCUGUUCAAACAAAACAAAGUAACUCACGUGAACGGUUUUGGAAGAUUAACCGGUAAGAACCAGGUGACUGCCACAGCAGCUGAUGGCUCCGAGCAGGUCAUCAACACCAAGAACAUCCUUCUUGCCACUGGCUCUGAGGUCACCCCCUUCCCCGGCAUCCAGAUCGACGAGGAGAGCAUCGUUUCGUCCACAGGAGCUCUGAGUCUGAAGAAAGUCCCCGAGGAGCUGAUUGUGAUUGGAGCCGGAGUCAUCGGAGUGGAGCUGGGGUCAGUGUGGCAUCGGCUGGGCUCGAAGGUCACAGCUGUGGAGUUCCUGGGCCAUGUGGGUGGCAUGGGCAUCGACAUGGAGAUCUCCAAGAACUUCCAGCGCAUCCUGCAGAAGCAGGGCCUCAAGUUUAAGCUCAGCACCAAAGUUCUGGGAGCCAUCAAGAGGCCUGAUGGAAAGAUUGACGUGGCAGUGGAGGCUGCAGCUGGAGGGAAGAACGAGACCCUGACCUGUGACGUGCUGCUGGUCUGCAUCGGCAGGCGGCCGUAUACUGAGAACCUGGGUCUGGAAACUGUGGGGAUCGAGCUGGACAACAGGGGUCGUAUACCUGUCAACAACCGCUUCCAGACCAAAGUACCCAGUAUUUAUGCCAUCGGUGACGUGGUCGCAGGCCCAAUGUUGGCCCACAAGGCUGAAGACGAGGGGAUCAUCUGUGUCGAGGGCAUGGCCGGUGGCGCCGUUCACAUUGACUACAACUGUGUUCCCUCCGUCAUCUACACACACCCCGAGGUGGCCUGGGUGGGCAAGACAGAGGAGCAGCUGAAAGAGGAGGGUGUCCCGUACAAAGUUGGCAAGUUUCCCUUUGCAGCAAACAGCAGAGCCAAGACCAACGCUGACACCGACGGCCUGGUGAAGAUCCUCAGCCACAAAGAGACCGACAGGAUGCUGGGAGCCCACAUCCUGGGAACCGGGGCAGGAGAGAUGAUUAAUGAAGCUGCACUGGCCAUGGAGUACGGAGCCUCCUGUGAGGAUGUGGCCCGGGUCUGCCAUGCCCAUCCUACGGUGUCAGAAGCUUUUCGAGAAGCCAACCUGGCUGCUUCCUUUGGCAAAGCCAUCAACUUCUAACCUGCCAGCUGCUGCAACACCUUCAGUCGUCAGCACAGCGUGUCCGACUCGAAACUUCCCCAGCUUCAGCCGGCUGGGACCCUGUGUACAUCUAAACUACCACCAUCACAUUCAUGUUAUUUAAAUGUUCUCAACAAAACAAUAAAAGCCAUUUGAAUGACAAAGACA